Molecule: messenger RNA, 1661 nt
Organism: Paramecium pentaurelia
Lineage: Eukaryota; Ciliophora; Oligohymenophorea; Peniculida; Parameciidae
Source: the annotation of a GenBank genome assembly
AUGAAUAUGAAAUCUACUUCUCUAUAUAUAGGGAGUAAAUAAGUAAGUUAAAAGAGAAUAAGAUCUCCAUUAAAGAAAUAAUCUAUGAUUUUCAAGUAAAAUUCAGAUGAUGAAGAUAAUUAAUCAGAAGAUGAAAAAAUGGAAGUUAUUAAUCUUAAUUACUUUAAAGCAAAAAAACAUUAAAAGAAAUUUAAUUUGUAAUAAAUGCUUCAAUAAGGUAAAUUGGCUGAAGAUGAAGUAGAUCAUAAUCCACAUUUUCCAAGUCCAACUAUCAAUACAAAAUUAAUACAUAAUAUAUUCUAAAUUUAUCAUUCAGAUAAAAAAGAAAUAUUACAAGAAGAUAAAAUUCAUGGAACUGCUGAAAAAAUAUCAAAAUAAACUAAUCAAAAAUUAGUAAAUUAAAUCUUAUUCAAUAAAAUGAGAUAAAAGAGAAUUGUCUCAUAACAUGAAUUAAAUAAUUCAACUACUAAUGUAUUAUAAAGUUUUAAGAAUCUAUCUUCAAUGUUUAAAAGUAUUAAUUAAAUUGUAGAUUAUCAUGCUGUUGCCAAUUAAAUUAGAUAAUCAUAAGCAUAAAUUACAAUAAAUAAAGAAGAACAUAAAAAUUUGGAAAGAUAAUAAUUCAAUUUUAAUUAUAUUAUUGAAGGUAGAUUAAAUUAAAUUAAAUUACUAAGUUAAGAAAUCUAUUAAUAUCAAAUAAGUUUACAAAAAUUAAGAAUGGAAAAUUGUAAAUUAAGAGAUCAUGUUAUUAAAUUAGGUGAUGAAAUUGAUUCAAUUAAAUCAAAAUAUACAAAAUAAAGAUAAUUAGCACUUCAUUAAGAAGAUAAACUUCAUCCAAAUAAAAAAUGGGAUAGAUAAUAAUAUUUUUAGGCUAUUGAUUAAAAUGAAUAAAUGGAAUUAGCUAGAAUCAAAACAUUUUAUAUGGAAUAUUAAUAACAAUUAUAAUUUAAUCAAACAUAAUUAAAAAAAGAAGAAGAAAUGCUAUAAGAUAUUAAAUUUACUAAGAAAUAAAUUAAAUAAGAUUUAGCAGAGUUCUUAAAAUAAGUAUUGCAGAGUGAAGAAAUUUAGUAACUUAUAUACUUAUAAUACAUAGAAUAUCAGGAUCUAUAAUAAUUAUUGUUAAAUUAUUAAUGUAAAUUAAUGAAAGUGUUACAUUAGCUGAUUUCCCAUGUUAUCUAGAUAAUCAAUCAAGAACCUUCCUUAUUUCAAAAGCUAAAUUAGAAAUUAAUAAUGAUUAUUUAAAAUUGUAAAUGAAAGAAAACCAAAUCAAAUAAUAAUAAUAAUAGGGUAAUAGAGUUAAUUAUGAAAAGAAACUAUUUUAAGUUAUGAACACUAUAUAAAACAUGAAAAAAUAAAAAUACACUUUAAAAUCAUUCGAAUUAUAAUAAUAAAGUGACUCUAAAUAAGAUAAUCUAAGUUAAAAAUUAUCUAAUUAAUCACUCUAAAUAAAUAAUUUAGAUAAUUAAAUUAUUGAAUUAGAGGAAUAAGAAAUCUAAAGACUUUAAAUACUUUAUUAAGGAAAACAAUUACCUAAUAGUUCAUUAUAAAAACUAAUAAAAACUGUUUAAGCUGAAUUUGGUUAUAAAUAAAUGAAUUAAAAAUUAAGUAUUAUUGUUUAGAAUUAUGAUACAAUCAAGAGUUAAUUCAAUAAGACCAUAAAGUGA